AUGGAAAGACCGACAGAUGAAUUCACUAAUCACACAAGACCCUUUGAACAUGCAAUAACUGACAAAUCUGAGAUUUACAAGCACAUCAACGCUUGCGAACACUUCACCUACAUCACCAACCUACUGAAACUUGGCAUCGAUGAUUCUGACACAAACGAACUGUUUGACGGAACACUAUUCCUUCUCCACAACUCCAUCAUCCUGGACAAGGCAAAUAAUUGGUCAGUGUUAUUAUUCAAGGAAGCACUGGCCAUUCACAGGCAGAAACCGGAAGUGAACAAUAUCAUCAAAGCGUCCCGAGAACUAUUGGUUUUCUACCAACGUGCAGAUAUUAAAUUACAAACUUUCCGUAUAUAUUUAUUGGCAUUACUAUGUAAGUUUAUCCAUUCCUAA
Molecule: messenger RNA, 393 nt
Organism: Paramuricea clavata
Lineage: Eukaryota; Metazoa; Cnidaria; Anthozoa; Malacalcyonacea; Plexauridae
Source: the annotation of a GenBank genome assembly